Molecule: messenger RNA, 723 nt
Organism: Arabidopsis thaliana (thale cress)
Lineage: Eukaryota; Viridiplantae; Streptophyta; Magnoliopsida; Brassicales; Brassicaceae
Product: Galactose oxidase/kelch repeat superfamily protein
Exons: 1
Coding region: 1-723 (240 amino acids)
Source: RefSeq, marked reviewed
AUGGUUCUACUCUCUGAAAUUCCCGGCGGCUCUAAUGGCGACGAUCCAAACAUGAAUCCUCAAGAACUUCCAGAAGAACUCAUCGAAAGCAUUGUUGCACCCAUCCCAAGAUGUUAUUACCCGUCGCUAUCUCUCCUCUCCAGAGCCUUUCGUCACGUAAUCACUUCGCAGCAACUCUUCGUAACUCGCUCGGGCCUCGGUUUUAAGGAACCGGUUCUUUAUGCCUUCAUCGGAUGCACACCGUAUACUACCCCAAGGUGGUUCAUUCUUCGUCGGAGCAACAUCCCAUUACAAUUACGCAGACUCAAUUCACUUCCUCAUAUGUUUCCUGGAGCAGCUGUUGUCACAAUCGGAUACAAGAUCUACGUAAUGGGUGGUUACAAUUAUCAACCCGUAUCUACUGUGAUUAUCAUCGACUGCAGAUUCCAUACGUGGCACUAUCUCCAGGAUAUGCAAAGAGCUCGUUACCAUGCAACCCCCGGAGUAAUUGACGGAAGGAUUUAUGUGAUCGGAGGACGCAAGAAACAAGAUGCUGAUUGGGUUGAAGUGUUUGAUGUGACAACUGAGAGCUGGGAAACUGUGCCUACUCAAUGCCCUAACGAGGCUAGUGAGAAUGGAUUGUUUGUUACAUAUGCGGUGAUGCAGGGCAGGAUCUUGGGCGUGUUUUUGCUUACGAACCAAGACAAGGUUUAUGGCAGUCAUUGGGAGUUAUAUGUCAGUUGA